AAACUUCUAGAGAAAUCUCGAAUCUUCGGCCAGUCGCUAUAAAUUCUCACCUCAGUCACUUUCUUCACCAAUCAGAAAUUCCAAACCAACAAUUCUCCUCUAAUAAUCUUCGAGUUCAAUUGAAGCGCUUCCAAAUCUCGAUUUAAAAUCUCCGAUUAACCUCCAAGUCGUAUUUCAAUUUCUUCAAACUAAACCUAAGAAGAUGUCGAUGAUUCCAAGCUUCUUCAGUGGCCGACAGAGCAGCGUCUUCGAUCCAUUUGCCACUUUCGACCUCUCAGAUCCAUUCGAUUUUCACUUUCCUUCUUCAUUUUCGUCUCACUUUCCCGAAAUCGCUCGAGAAACUUCAGCUAUGGUGAGCGCUCGUGUUGAUUGGAAAGAGACGCCGGAGGCUCAUGUUCUGAAAGCAGAUUUGCCUGGACUGAAGAAAGAGGAAGUGAAAGUGGAGAUAGAAGACGGAAAAGUGAUUCAGAUUAGCGGCGAACGGAGCGUAGAGAAAGAGGAUAAGAACGAGAAGUGGCAUCGGAUUGAGCGAAGCAGUGGAAAGUUUCAGAGGAGAUUCACGAUGCCGGAGGAUGCGAAAAUGGAGGAAAUUAGGGCAUCAAUGGAGAACGGAGUUCUUACUGUGACGGUGCCGAAGGCGGAAAAAAAGAAGGCGGAUGUGAAGUCCGUUGAGAUUUCCGGCUAAACAUUGAGAAUUUAUCUCCUUUAAUCAAUUAAUAGGGUGAAAAUGCUUUUUUUUUUCUUUUUCUUUUCUUUCUUUUUUAAGAAUCGAAAGGGAGUGUUUAAUGAUAGGUUAAAAUUUUUAUAUUAAAGAAAUGAUAUGUCAUAAUUAAAAGUGAAGGAAUAAAAAGAAAAAAAAAAUCAAAAGUAAAAAGGUAAUAAUUUGAAAUAUGAAAUUUAAAUGCAAAAUUUUUAAUCUGAUGUGUUUUCUUUUGUUGGGCAUAGUUUUAAUUUUCAAGGAUCAUCAGACAUUUUUGG
This is a messenger RNA of Benincasa hispida (wax gourd), 978 nucleotides long. Lineage: Eukaryota; Viridiplantae; Streptophyta; Magnoliopsida; Cucurbitales; Cucurbitaceae. The record is from RefSeq and is a predicted model, not a curated record.